Molecule: messenger RNA, 702 nt
Organism: Bacidia gigantensis
Lineage: Eukaryota; Fungi; Ascomycota; Lecanoromycetes; Lecanorales; Ramalinaceae
Exons: 2
Coding region: 1-702 (233 amino acids)
Source: RefSeq, a predicted model, not a curated record
AUGAUGCUGAUAGUAUCGAUCCUGAUUAUCGGGGCGCUUUCCUCUCCCUUUGUACAUUGGAACGAGACUUAUCGAUUGGAAACUUGUGCUCCAACGCAACUCUGGUCAACGUGCUUUCUGAAUCUCGCCUACACAAACAACACACGACAAACAAUCACUCGAGCGAACAUCACCGCGCACGAUUGUUCUAGUCUUGACGGCAAUUCUUCUACCAACGGUUGUCCUCCGCCGCCAGCGAACGCGACCCUCUUCACAUCACGAUCCUAUUACGCCGUCUUGAACAUCUAUAACGUACAACACCAUAUCUUCGUUUGGGCUCAAGCAAUCAACGCUUCCGCUUCACUUCCCGGCAUCGCCGCCAUCGCCGCCCAAGCGGUCCCAACGACGCCGAAUUCGCUGCUGCAAAGCAUCAUCCGCGAAUUCGGUAUCAAUCAGGCCGCAGAUGAUGCGCUGGUGAACUUGCUUGAUACACCAAGCAUCAGGCCUACGCCACAGAUUGUGAAUGGAGUGAGCGGUGGCCCGCAGCAUCCGCUUGAUGCAGCUGAGACAGUGCCGCUAAUGGUAAAUCGAUUGGCGGAUGUGCUGCUGCUUGCGAUGAGGAAUUUUGAUGUCUUUCUGGGUGUAGUGAAGAAUGGGUCGUACUCGACCAAUGAUUUGGCGCUUGUGGGAGAGCUGGUGACUGUUUUGAGAGGCACUCCGUAA